Messenger RNA from Lodderomyces margitis, 1191 nucleotides. It is a transcript of the gene IPK2, whose product is annotated as inositol polyphosphate multikinase. The coding region runs from base 1 to 1191 and encodes 396 amino acids. Gene Ontology annotation, molecular function: inositol-1,4,5,6-tetrakisphosphate 3-kinase activity; inositol hexakisphosphate kinase activity. The transcript has a single exon. Gene Ontology annotation, cellular component: cytoplasm; nucleus. Gene Ontology annotation, biological process: inositol phosphate biosynthetic process; phosphatidylinositol phosphate biosynthetic process. NCBI's taxonomy places the organism in Eukaryota, Fungi, Ascomycota, Pichiomycetes, Serinales, Debaryomycetaceae. The record is from RefSeq and is a predicted model, not a curated record.
AUGAACUCAUUCAACAGUUCUACAUCGUCGUUCAAAGCUUCAGAACAUCAAGCUGCGGGGCACGAUGGAUGCAUGACACUGGGCUCACUAUUUAUAAAACCCGCCACACGUCAGGAAUUGGACUUUUAUACGGAAACGUUGAGCCGAGAUGAUAUCAAAGAAGCUUCUGAAAAUGGAGUUGCACUAGGGUCCUUGCUCUCUCAUUGGAUGCCCACGUGUUUAGGCAGCUUACAAAAGAGAGACUUAUCAACAACUGAGGAAAAAAAGAAGACAUUGGUGCCUUCAACUUCGAAAGACAACACCCUCAUCAGCAAAGACAAAGAAUAUAUUGUGCUUCUGAAUUUAUAUCAUGGUUUCAAGAACCCAAGCAUUUUAGAUAUUAAACUAGGGUCUAAAUUGACUGAUGAUUCGGUAACACCGGAGGAAAAGAUCAAGCGAUUGCAACAGGUAAGUGAAUCCACAACAAGUGGGUCGCAUUCAUUUCGAAUAUGUGGGAUGAAGGUAUACAAUGGAAAGGACGAUGUCAUUAAACCAGAUGACCUCUUUCCAGGUAUGAAAGAUACGAUAACUAUAGAUAGCAGUGAAUCUAUGGAUGAGUCAUCUCACUCAAAGUCAUCGGAGAAGUAUUUGGUAUAUGACAAGAUUUUCGGUAGAUCGUUCAACACAAAUACUGUACAGCAAGGGUUGGAACUCUACUUUAAAACUAUAAUUCCAAAUAAAGACCACUUUAUUUGCCUAAUCACUAAUUUUAUCCACCGAUUGCAACUUUUAUACAACUGUUUGUUGGAUUAUGAAACACGACUGUAUUCAGCUAGUCUAUUGUUUGUUUAUGAAAGUGAUCCACACGCGUGGUCAAAGGUUAACUUGGGAAACUAUCAAAAGUAUGACCCUUUGAUCAAUGAAUUUGAAUUGAGUGAUGAUGAUGAAGAAGAUGACCAAUCUGAUGCAUCAGAAUCUGUCGACACAGAAGGGUUGAACAAUGUGGCAGAAGCUUACGAUAUAGUAAAACAAGCAAAUAUAGAUGGCCAGGAUGGAAGGAAAGAAACCCACACCCCAUUAAGCAGCUUACAUCUUAUAGACUUCGCUCAUUCGAAAUAUGUCGACGGUGCCGGAUAUGAUGAGAAUAUAAUUGACGGUGUGGAGAAUUUGAUAAAGACUUUUCAAAACAUCCAACGUACUUAUGAAGGAUAG